GUGCUACUUACUGGUUGUGGUUCAACUUGUGAACCGUCUUGGUCAUCGAUCUCUUUUCGUCUUUCCAUCAUGUCUCGAGAGAUAGUGAACAUUCAAGCAGGAAACCAAGUUGGAGAGGCCUUUUGGAGGAUGCUCUUAGCGGAGCAUGGCCUCGACGAUGCUGGGGUGAGCAGCUCCUUUGAAGCUCAGGACUCAGCCCACGCAGGCGUAUACUUUACACAAGUGGACUCUAGUGGACCUACCAAGUAUGUGGAUCUCGAAUCCGGGGUCUGCAAUCGCCUUCGUUCGGGGCCGCUGGGUCAGCUAUUUCGUCCAGAUACGUACUUCACUAGCGACUCAGGGGCUGGAAAUAACUGGGCAAAAGGAUGGGCCGAGUUGAUUGACGGCAUCUUGGAUAUUGUUCGAAGACAGUCCGAGGCUACAGAGGCAUUGCAAGGAUUCCAGAUAAUUCACUCACUCGGAGGUGGUACUGGCGCUGGUCUGGGUUCCCUGCUUCUCUCAAAGCUGCGGGAGGAAUAUCCCGAUCGAAUGCUUUCUACGUUUUCGAUUCUUCCUGCACCCAAUGUCUCCGAGACUGUUGUUGAACCAUAUAAUUCCCUUCUUUCUGUACAUCAACUAGUCGAUAACUGCGAUCUUACCAUCUGUAUCGACAACGAGGCCUUGUAUGACAUAGCCGUCCGCACUCUUAAAAUCAAAAGCCCUGCAUACAAAGAUUUGAACGAACUCAUAGCCAAGGUCAUGUGUGGUGUCAGCACGAGUCUGAGGUUUCCUGGUCAGCUCAACGGUGAUCUUCGGAAACUUGGGAUGAACCUUGUUCCCUUCCCUCGUCUCCAUUUUCUGAUGCCGAGUUUUGCUCCAUUCUACGAUCCAAAAGCUCGGACUUUCCAGAGACUCUCUGUUCCCGAACUCACCUCAUCAAUCUUUCUGGUUGCUUCGGAUCCUCGAUUUGGUCGGUACCUGACUGCUGCUUGUAUCUUCCGAGGCAAGGUGUCGUCACAUGAGAACUCGGUCAUGCAGCUGCAACGGAAGAAUUCGAAUCUCUUUGUGGAGUGGAUUCCGGACAACGUGUCCGUUUCGCUUUGCUCUGUGCCCCCCGUGGGCCAACCUCAGGCAGCGGUAGCCCUUGCAAAUUCAACCUGUAUUCAGGAACUCUUCAAACGCAACCUUGACCAGUUUGCCCUUAUGUUCAAGCGCCGCGCGUUCUUGCAUUGGUACACUGGGGAGGGUAUGGAUGUGAUGGAGUUCUCUGAGGCAGAGAGUAACACUCAGGAUCUAAUCUGGUUGACUAUGUAUCCACAGUAUCAAGAAGCUACGGUGGAAGAGGAAGAAGCUGAAGCCGAGAGCGAGCAAUAAUACAGGCUGAACACCGCGACUUGGGUUGUCUUUCUUUCGUCGUUAUCGUCCUAUUUUCAGCAUGGAUCUACUUUUGCAGCCUAUUUUUAUUUAUGCACGGAGAUCCUAUUCGGAUCGGAUCGUUUUCCAUGAAUCACGGCUGAUACUUACGGGUCCUGAUGCUUGUUUCUGCAGCUCUAUCCUAUCCUCAUCUGAGUGUCAAUUUUUGAUGUUAUUAUUAGAAUCACGAGGCUCUGGCAUGAGAAUAUUGCAAUGUUCUGGGUGCGACAUUUUGCGUACAUGUCCAACUUUGUAUUCUGCUACUUCUCACACACAGCAAUAUCUUACUGAUGGAUGCCGAAUAACUCGUAGCGUCGUUGCUCAUACA
Suillus subalutaceus is the source of this 1720-nucleotide messenger RNA. Its product is annotated as beta-tubulin 2. NCBI's taxonomy places the organism in Eukaryota, Fungi, Basidiomycota, Agaricomycetes, Boletales, Suillaceae. The coding region runs from base 70 to 1353 and encodes 427 amino acids. Gene Ontology annotation, cellular component: cytoplasm; microtubule. Gene Ontology annotation, molecular function: structural constituent of cytoskeleton; GTPase activity; GTP binding. The record is from RefSeq and is a predicted model, not a curated record. The transcript is spliced from 19 exons. Gene Ontology annotation, biological process: mitotic cell cycle; microtubule cytoskeleton organization.